AUGCCGGUGCUUCAGCGCGAUACCUUGUUCAAGCUUGCUGGUGGGAACAAGCAGGAUCGGGACCGGCUGAUCGAAGCGUACCAAGUGCUGGCGCGGGAGGCCAGAAAGGAUGGGAAACCUUACAUUGCUGACGUCGAGGUUAGACCGCUGCUAGAUCACAAGGCCUCUCAGGGGUAUACACUGAGGGCGCGGACGUCAUUCGCCAGCGCGGAAGACAUGCGAUACUUUGACAGCGAGUGCCCUGCCCAUAAGGCCCUCAAGGAGCGGGUGAUGAGCCUAGGGAGUGUGCUGGCGCCGCCGCUCGUCCUGGUGACCGAGCUGGAAGAGUCUGUCUGA
Thermothelomyces thermophilus ATCC 42464 is the source of this 336-nucleotide messenger RNA. RefSeq lists its product as uncharacterized. Lineage: Eukaryota; Fungi; Ascomycota; Sordariomycetes; Sordariales; Chaetomiaceae. The transcript has 3 exons. The coding region runs from base 1 to 336 and encodes 111 amino acids. The record is from RefSeq and is a predicted model, not a curated record.